Molecule: messenger RNA, 3495 nt
Organism: Salvia hispanica
Lineage: Eukaryota; Viridiplantae; Streptophyta; Magnoliopsida; Lamiales; Lamiaceae
Source: RefSeq, a predicted model, not a curated record
AUGGGGUGUUGGAUGGUGACUGGAGAAAGGCAGGCGGCUCGGAUAAGAGGGCUAUACUUGAAGACUAUAUUGAGGCAAGAUAUAGAGUUCUUUGAUACUCAAACAUCAACAGGAGAGAUCAUUGAGAGAAUGUCGGGCGAUACGAUUCUCAUUCAAGACGCCAUGGGUGAAAAAGUGGGAAAAUUCAUUCAAUUUUCUUCGACAUUCUUUGGGGGCUUUAUUAUUGCUUUCUGUAGAGGAUGGCGCCUGGCGCUCGUCUUGUGUACGUGCAUACCUGCUCUUGGUGUAGCAGGAGCAACUACGGCUAUACUCAUGGGGAAGAUGGCGACUCUUGGACAAGCGGCUUAUGCUGAGGCCGGAAAUGUAGUUGAUCAAACAGUUGGAGCUAUUAGGACGGUUCAAUCCUUUACUGGUGAGGAACAAGCCAUGGAGAAGUAUGACAGCAAACUUGUUAUUGCUUACAAGGCUACUUUGAAACAAGGGCUAGCUUCGGGCACGGGAUUCGGCUGCAUGUUGUUUUUUAUCUUCUCCACAUAUGGACUUGCUGUUUGGUAUGGAGGCAAGCUGAUUAUCACCGAAGGAUACAGUGGAGGGAAAGUUGUUAAUGUUAUCAUGUCCAUCAUGACAGGGGGAAUAGCAAUUGGCCAGACUUUUCCAUGUGUAAACGCGUUUGCAGCAGGUCAAGCUGCCGCGUACAAGAUGUUUGAGACCAUCAAGCGUAAACCAAAAAUUGAUGCUGAUUGUGAUGGGAUUGUGUUGGAAGAUAUCAAAGGUGACAUUGAGCUAAAAGAAGUGUAUUUCAGAUAUCCAGCAAGGCCAGAAGUUCAGAUAUUUCAAGGAUUCUCAAUGUCCAUAUCUAGUGGGAAGACUGCUGCUUUGGUUGGGCAGAGUGGAAGUGGGAAAUCAACGGUGAUUAGCUUGGUGGAGAGGUUUUAUGAUCCUGAAGCUGGAGAAAUACUGAUUGAUGGUGUUAACUUGAAGCAGUUGAAGCUGAAAUGGAUCAGGGGAAAGAUUGGACUUGUGAGCCAGGAACCUAUCUUAUUUGCUACGUCCAUUAUGGAGAACAUACUAUACGGCAAAGAAGAUGCAACAGAAAAAGAGAUACGAAGGGCUAUUCAGCUUGCUAAUGCUGCUAGAUUCAUCGACAAGUUGCCACAAGGUCUUGAUACAAUGGUGGGAGAACAUGGCACCCAGCUCUCUGGGGGUCAGAAGCAGAGAAUUGCAAUUGCUCGUGCCAUUCUGAAAGAUCCCAGAAUCCUCCUUCUUGAUGAAGCAACGAGCGCUCUGGAUGCUGAAUCAGAACGAACAGUUCAGGAAGCGCUAGAGAAUGUCAUGAGAAACCGUACAACAGUGGUGGUUGCACAUCGUUUGACAACUAUUAGGAAUUCUGAUAUGAUAGCUGUUGUGCAUCUUGGGAAGCUGGUAGAGAAAGGCACACAUGAUGAACUGAUGACAGAUCCAGAGGGAGCUUAUGCGCAGCUUGUUCGGAUGCAAGAAAGGGCCAGUGAUACUGAAACUAGUACCAGUGGUCAAGAAGUGAUCCCUCAUGCCUCUGACAUACGCUUGAGCGCAUCUGAGGGAAGCUUGAGCAGAUCUGAAAGACAGAGUUUCUCCAUACGCAAAUCCACAGGCAAUGACUCAUCAAGGCACUCAUUCUCACUUUACGGUCUUCCUAACUUUGACAUGCGCGAGAUCCAGCCUACAGAAGACGAAAUAGAACAGCAACAGCCUGAUGAAAGCGCAUUGAAGAGACGCAGCAAAUUUUCUAUCAGACGGCUAGCAUCUAUGAACAAACCCGAAGCACCAUAUUUGCUACUUGGAUGUGUAGGUGCAGGAGUGCAAGGGUUGGUUUUCCCUAUGUUCGGUCUUCUGCUGUCAACAGCUAUCAAAAUCUUCUUUGAACCUCCGAAUCAGCUCAGGAAUGAUUCCAUAUUCUGGGGACUAAUGAUGGUUGUGCUAGGCCUCACUACUCUGCUGGCCCUUCCUGUACAGAAUUACUUCUUUGGAGUUGCUGGUGGUAAAUUAAUUCAAAGGAUUCGUUCUAUGUCCUUCAAGAAGGUCGUUCACCAAGAGAUCAGUUGGUUUGAUGAUCCUGCAAACUCAAGCCUGGUGGGGGAUGCUUUGGGACUAAUCGCCCAAAAUGUAUCCACCUGUAUAGCAGGUCUCGUCAUUGCCUUCACUGCUAACUGGUUGCUGGCCAUCAUAAUCCUACUUGUCCUGCCUCUCGUUGGAAUGCAAGGAUUCUUGCAGAUGAGAUUCUACGAAGGCUUCUCUGCUGAUGCAAAGGUCAUGUAUGAAGAGGCAAGUCAAAUAGCAAACGAAGCUGUUAGCAGUAUCAGAACAGUAGCUUCGUUCAAUGCUGAGGACAAGGUGAUGAAGAUGUACGAGAAGAAAUGCGAGGGUCCUCUGAAGCAAGGAGUCAGGCUCGGAGUUGUUAGUGGUGCAGGGUUAGGUGUUGGUUCGUUGGUGCUCUACUGCACUCAGGCCUUCUGUUUCUACAUUGGAUCUCUUCUUAUUCAAGAUGGUAAAGCAUCAUUCGGAGAAGUAUUCAAGGUUUUCUUCGCCUUAACCAUGUCCGCGGCUGGAAUCUCCCAAGCUAGCGCUACAGCUCCGGAUGUCAACAAAGUGAAAGACUCUGCUGCCUCUAUUUUUGAGCUGCUCGACAGCAAACCUAAGAUUGAUUCAAGCAAAGAGGAAGGUAUAACAUUGACUAGUGUUCGUGGUGAGAUUCAUUUUCUACAUGUGAGUUUCAAGUAUCCCACACGGCCCGACAUUCCAAUCUUCAGAGAUUUAUGCUUAUCCAUACCUUCUGGCAAGACAGUUGCUCUAGUUGGAGAGAGCGGCAGUGGAAAAUCAACCGUCAUCGCUCUGAUAGAGAGAUUUUACAAUCCUGACUCAGGCCAAAUUUUAAUGGACGGAGUAGAACUUAGGAGGUUGAAGCUUAGUUGGCUAAGGCAACAGAUGGGGCUGGUGAGCCAGGAGCCGGUGCUCUUCAACGACACAAUCCGAGCCAACAUCGCGUAUGGUAAAAGUGGAGAGGUGACAGAAGAAGAGAUCAUCAAUGCCACAAAAGCAGCCAAUGCUCACAAUUUCAUCUCCGCAUUGCCUAAUGGCUAUGACACCGGCGUUGGGGAGAGAGGCGUGCAGUUAUCAGGCGGCCAGAAGCAACGGAUUGCCAUUUCUCGAGCAAUACUGAAGGACCCCAAGAUCCUUCUUCUUGAUGAGGCGACAAGCGCGCUGGAUGCUGAGUCGGAGAGGAUAGUGCAGGACGCGUUAGACCGAGUGAUGGUGAACAGAACCACGGUUGUGGUGGCGCAUCGCCUAACAACGAUAAUGGGGGCGGAUGCCAUUGCGGUGGUGAAGAACGGAGUUAUCUGUGAGAAGGGAAAACAUGAUGUGCUGAUGAAGAUUGAUGAGGGAGUCUAUGCAUCCUUGGUUGCUCUUCAUGCAACUUCACAGUGAUUUUAAAUGUGCACUGAUGAAUAUCUCAUUUCU